AUGGAAGUCCGGAAGGCGUUCACGUCCGCGACGCGCUCCGUCUCGUCCUCGUCCCUCCGCGAACGUUUGACCAGCCUCAGUACUCUGACGACGAAGCCCCUCAGGCCGGUCGCGAACCUCCACGCCCAUAUCGAAUUUGCGCCGUCAACAAUCCCGAGGAAGCGGAGGCUUCAAACUCUCAUGGUCGCAAUAUGGUCGACGUCGGUCAUCUGGGCCCCGGUCUUGUUCAUGUUUCUAUGCUCGUUUCCUCCAUUAUGGCCCUUCCUAGCCGCAUACAUGAUAUGGAUACGCUAUCUGGACAAAAGCCCAUCGAAUGGAGGACGGCUCAGCCCAUGGUUUCGAUCGUCGCGGUUCUGGAGGGACUUCGCGGAGUAUUACCCGGCUUCAUUUUUGAAGACAUGCGAGCUACCGCCUGAUAGGACUUAUGUGUUCGGUUACCAUCCACACGGAAUCAUUGGCAUGGGCGCCAUUUGUACGUUUGGCACGGAAGGCACAGGGUUCAGCUCCGCUUUUCCCGGAAUUGUUCCCCACUUGCUCACCUUGACUUCGAACUUCGCGAUGCCAUUCUACCGCGACAUCAUCCUAGCAAUGGGGAUCUGCUCAGUCUCCAAGGAGUCGUGUUCCAACAUUCUCAAGGGAGGACCCGGGCAGUCGAUCACCAUCGUCGUCGGCGGCGCGGCGGAGAGUUUGAGCGCGCAUCCUGGUACGGCGGAUUUGACAUUGAGGAAGCGGCUUGGGUUCAUCAAGCUAGCCAUACAGCACGGCGCCGACCUUGUCCCGGUCUUCUCUUUCGGCGAGAACGAUAUUUUCAAACAGAUGCCCAACCAAAAGGGCACGACGCUGCACAGCCUGCAAAAGAAGUUCCAAAAUGCUUUCGGGUUCACAUUGCCUCUUUUCCAUGGUCGUGGACUACUAAACUACAACUUAGGGCUAAUGCCGUAUCGUAAACGAAUCGUCGCCGUCAUCGGUCACCCCAUUCACGUCGAGCAGCGCGACAGGCCGACUCUGGAGGAGGUUAUGUAUGUGCAGAAACAGUACAUAGAUGAGUUAAUGUGGAUAUGGCACACGUACAAGGACGAGUUCGCUCGGACGAGGAAGCGGGAGUUGAACAUCAUCGAGUGA
Molecule: messenger RNA, 1122 nt
Organism: Epithele typhae
Lineage: Eukaryota; Fungi; Basidiomycota; Agaricomycetes; Polyporales; Epitheliaceae
Product: DAGAT-domain-containing protein
Exons: 13
Coding region: 1-1122 (373 amino acids)
Biological process (GO): triglyceride biosynthetic process
Cellular component (GO): endoplasmic reticulum membrane
Molecular function (GO): diacylglycerol O-acyltransferase activity
Source: RefSeq, a predicted model, not a curated record